AUGAGGCGAUAUAAAUAAUGUACUUUCCUACAUUUGACACAGUAUGAGUCCCUGAACUCAGCAAGGUGCUGAGAGUAUCAAAAAAGCUGGGGGGUCUCCAGAAGAUUCACUUUUUUAAGUCUUGAGCUCAGACCAUGGCUGACAUCUGGGUCCAGAGGUGCUAUUCAGAAGCAUUUCUCCAGACAGGGCCUGGGUCAAAGGUCUGCCAAGUUGAGGGGCUUGGUAAACAGUCUAACUGAAAAAAAUAUUUUCUCUCCUAAUUUUCUCUUAGAAACCAUAGCACAGAUGACAGGUUAAUCAGUGUGGUCCCAGGAACAUCAGGGUCCUUUUCUAUCUCUACUCCCCUAAAAUAGACCUCACAUCUACGCCUGAUUUCAAACUUUUCCAGAGUGAUGGAAAACUCUACAUGUUGCCUGAGUCUAACUUACACGGCCCCUAGGGUACUUUUUUUUUUAAUUUGCUGAGUGAUCUAUCAAGCACGAUGCAGUGCAAAGAGGACAGAAAUGCAAGUUAAGAAACUCGUUUCCCAGUUCUACAUCUGCCGUUAACUUCAAAACUAGGAAAUCACUUUUCUGAACCUGUUAGCAUGAAAUAACCUCUACAAGCACUAACGUUCUGUGAUUCUUAAUAAAACACGAUACAGCCUGAGAUCGAUUUAGAUCUCAGGUCUUCAUCUGUUGGGGGAGUCACAGGUUCCCGCAGAUCUACAGCCACAGAGAAAAACUGCCCUGAAGCUGGAGCGUGAGCAAAAAUGUCCGUGCGGAACCAAUGGCGGCGGGUAAAGAAGGCGAGGGAACAUAGAAAAGCAAAGGACGAAGGGCGCAGUAACAGUAUUCCAAGUGCAAGAAAGAGAAAAACCCCAGAUAGAAAGGUUAACUGGGAAAUUACGACUACAAUCUUAAACGCUCCCUUAGCUUCUUUAGGCCUCGCCACACCGCGCAGGCGUUCCGCUGGUCUUUUACACCGCUCUUUGACCUCCUGCACCACCCCCUUCCUCCGCAGCCACCGAGAGGCUCUUCCGGUGUUGUAAAGGCGGUUCCGGUUCGCGGCGGUUCCCGGGUUUUGCGUUCCGCGCCCGGCCGGAAACCCCUUCGCCUAGCAGCCGGUUCCGGUUCGGACUUUGUAUUUUUACUAAAGUCAGUGAUGUGAAAAGAUUUGACAUGGAUGAUAUUGCUGAUAGGAUGAGGAUGGAUGCUGGAGAAGUAACUUUAGUGAACCACAACUCCCUAUUCAAAACUCACCUCCUGCCACAAGCAGGUUUUCCAGAGGACCAGCUUUCACUUUCUGACCAGCAGAUUUUACCUUCUGGGCAAGGAAUUUUGGACCGACCUUUUACAUGUUCCACAAGAAGUGCAGCUUACAAUCCAAAUUAUUUCUCAGACAACCCUUCCUCAGACAGUUUUCUUGGCUCAGGCGACUUAAGAACCUUUGGCCAGAGUGCAAAUGGCCAGUGGAGAAAUUCCACUCCAGCAUCAAGCUCAACUUUACAAAAAUCAAGAAAUAGCCGAAGUAUUUACCUCGAAACCCGAAAGACCUCAAGUGGAUUAUCAAACAGUUUUAUGGGAAAGUCAAACCACCACUGCCAUGCCUCUGCGUAUGAGAAAUCUUUUCCUAUUAAGCCUAUUCCAAGUCCAUCUUGGAGUGGUUCAUGUCGUCGAAGCCUUUUGAGCCCCAAGAAAACUCAGAGGCGACAUGUUAGUACAGCAGAAGAGACAGUUCAAGAAGAAGAGAGAGAGAUUUAUAGACAGCUCCUACAGAUGGUCACAGGGAAACAGUUUUCUGUAGCCAAACCUACCACACAUUUUCCUUUACACCUAUCUCGAUGUCUUAGUUCCAGUAAGAAUACUUUGAAUGACUCACUGUUUAAAAAUGGAAAUUCUUGUGCAUCUCAGAUCAUUGGCUCUGAUACUUCAUCAUCUGGAUCUGCCAGCAUUUUAACUACCCAGGAACAGCUGUCCCGCAGUGUGUAUUCCCUACCAUCUUAUACCCCAGAUAUUGUUGCGUUUGGAUCCAAAGAUUCUGAUCCUCAUCAGCCCCACCAUCACCACGCUCUUCCACAUCAGACAGAUAACUUAUCAGCUUCAAAUACACAAUCCGAAGGAUCAGACUCUGUGAUUUUACUGAAAGUUAAAGAAUCCCAGACUCCAACUCCCAGUUCUACUUUCUUCCAGGCAGAGCUGUGGAUCAAAGAAUUAACUAGUGUUUAUGAUUCUCGAGCACGAGAAAGAUUGCGCCAGAUUGAAGAGCAAAAAGCACUAGCAUUGCAGCUUCAAAACCAGAGAUUGCAGGAACGGGAACAUUCAGUACAUGAUUCAGUGGAACUGCAUCUUCGUGUACCUCUUGAAAAAGAGAUCCCUGUUACAAUUGCCCAAGAAACAGAAAAAAAGGGUCAUAAGUUAACUGAUAGUGAAGAUGAAUUUCCUGAAAUUACAGAGGAAAUGGAGAAAGAAAUAAAGAAUGUAUUUCGUAAUGGGAAUCAGGAUGAAGUUCUCAGUGAAGCAUUCCGUUUGACCAUUACACGCAAAGAUAUUCAAACUCUAAACCAUCUGAAUUGGCUCAAUGAUGAGAUCAUCAAUUUUUACAUGAAUAUGCUGAUGGAGCGAAGUAAGGAGAAGGGAUUGCCAAGUGUACAUGCAUUUAACACGUUUUUCUUCACUAAGUUAAAAACAGCUGGUUAUCAGGCAGUGAAACGUUGGACAAAGAAAGUGGAUGUGUUUUCUGUGGACAUUCUUUUGGUGCCCAUUCACCUGGGAGUGCACUGGUGUCUAGCUGUCGUGGACUUCAGAAAGAAGAAUAUUAUCUAUUAUGAUUCUAUGGGUGGGAUAAACAACGAAGCCUGCAAGAUCCUUUUGCAAUACCUAAAGCAGGAAAGCAUUGACAAGAAAAGGAAAGAGUUUGACAUUAACGGCUGGCAGCUCUUCAGCAAGAAAAGCCAGGAAAUACCACAACAGAUGAAUGGAAGUGACUGUGGGAUGUUUGCCUGUAAAUAUGCUGAUUGUAUAACCAAAGACAGACCAAUCAACUUCACACAGCAACACAUGCCAUACUUCCGGAAGCGGAUGGUCUGGGAGAUCCUCCACCGAAAACUCUUGUGAAGACUGUCUCAGCAGAUACAGACCUUGAGGGGGACCAGCUCUUUGUUGUCUACAGCCAGAGACCUUGGAAACAGCUGUUCCCAACCCUCUGUUCUUGUAAAGCCCUUGAUCUUGGCCCAGACCCUGGCAAGAUGCAUUCACAAGCACAUCUGCCUUUCCUUUUGUAUCUCAGAUACUAUUUUUGCAAAGAAACUUUGGUGCUGUGAAAGGGGUGAGGGACAUCCCUAAGCUGAAGAGAGAGACUGCUUUUCAUUUCUUCAGUUCUGCCAUCUUGUUUUCAAAGGGCUCCAGCCUCACUCAGUCCCUAAUUAGGGAACUGAGAAGAGCUUGGAAAGAAUCUCGGUUUCAUGUAAACUCUUGUUGUUAGGCCUUACUAGGAAGUAGGACAGGGCAUGGACAAAAGGUAGAGAUAAAAACCACCAGCAUAUACAUGCACAUAUAUGUACACACAAUUUUCAGGAUGUGUAGUCAGGAAUGUGACUUUAAACUGGACUUUUGGGCACAUGCAUAAGUCCUGCCUCCAGAACUUAUACUUUUCCUGUAUUAUGUCCCUAUGUGAAAUCCUCUGGUUCUGUACAAGGCUGUUUAUUAUCUGUAGCUUCAUCUCAUCCUGAGGCAUAGCACACAAGCCCUGGAUGGACCCCAAAGUCCCAAACAGUCCUUUCCUUAAGAGCAGGGGUUUGCAUGUGCUAACAGUACAUGUCAUGGGGCAGACCUGCCCCAAGAGCAGUCCAUAGGAGUAACAGAGCACUACUUUUGCUGCCGCCUACUUCUGACCAAGAAGAAGGACCUCAGUCUUUAGCAUAAGAUUCCAGCGUUGGAGGAAUACAGGUCUAGUUUGGUCUGUGGCUAGUUAGUUUAAAUAUGUUUCUAACCACAGAUAAUUUCAUAUAUAUAUAUAUAUAUAUAUAUACAUACAUACACACACACACAUAUAUAUAUAUAUAUUUCACAGGGAUAUGCUUUUUUUAAAAAGACUGAAUGUGUUCACCAUUUAGCCUGUAUAUUUAUUUCCAUUUUCCAGAUUCCAGCACACACAGAUCCCAGCCCCUAUGUAGGGUGUUUGUGGACUUGCUAAUGGAAUAUUUUGAGGCCUGGAUGAACUUCGGCUUAGGGAUAGAGGUUAUAGACAGAGGUGGGAUUUUCAGCUGAAAAACGGGUGGAGUUUGGACUGAUCAACUUGAGAUUUAAAAACUGCUAUUCCUUUUGUUCUUUCUAGCAUUUACCCCCAACCCUCUGAGAGCUCCUCAGGCUUAGAUAGUGAAAUGAUCCAAUGCCAGUGUCAUUUUGUACUUAAGUUCCAAAAUAGGAACAUUUUAUACUUUUUUCUGUAUUGUUAUAGGUAGUUUUUUAUGAAAUCUUUUCUCCUCUCCCCUUGUACCCCAUUCUUUCCAGCAUUGUGCUUUCUCCUUGGGCUUAUUUGAAAAUUUUACUCUGUUUUAUAUCAAGCUUGUUUAGUACAUUUUUCUAUGUUUUACCACAAGUUACAAUUUGAAAAGAAAACUAUUUUUUUUAAAUAUUCCAUUGUUAACUGAAUGUUACUGUCUCCACUCCAGCAACUAGAUGUCCUACCUUUUUCAUAACUGCCUGCCUUUGAGGGGAAGACUACCUUUUGUGUGUUUUUUUUCUUUUCUUUCUUUCUCUCUUUCUCUUUUUGUUUUUCUUUCUUUUUGUCUUUCUUUUUGAUAUUUUCCAUAGGAAAUAAAUAGCUUUCUAUAUAUGAGUUGCUGGGGACUUUCACAUUGUCUUUUAGAAAGUUACAGCAUGCAGACCCAUUAUAGGAUUCCUGGAAUAUUAUUUAAUUCUUGGUACUUAACUGUAUUUAAUUGACAACUCAAGAGGUGGCAUUAUGGUGUAUAUUUGGACUAUAAAUCAGAAGACCUGAGUUUUUCAAGUUUUUUCACCAUUGUCUGGGGGACUCAGAAUAAGAUACUUCUCUGUAUUUAUUGUUUUUCCAGUUUAAUAACACUUGUCUUACCUUCCUCAUAGACUUUUUGUACAGACCAAAGCAACAAAUAUUAUAUUUAUUGCUAUGUAUAGCAGAAAAUGAAACAUGCAACAAAAGCACUUUGAAAAAUAUAUAAGGAAUUGUUGAGCCUGUCUGAA
Nycticebus coucang (slow loris) is the source of this 5201-nucleotide messenger RNA. It is a transcript of the gene SENP1, whose product is annotated as SUMO specific peptidase 1. Bases 1161 to 3095 code for a protein of 644 amino acids. The record is from RefSeq and is a predicted model, not a curated record. Gene Ontology annotation, cellular component: nucleus. Lineage: Eukaryota; Metazoa; Chordata; Mammalia; Primates; Lorisidae. Gene Ontology annotation, biological process: protein desumoylation. The transcript is spliced from 18 exons. Gene Ontology annotation, molecular function: deSUMOylase activity.